Molecule: messenger RNA, 1671 nt
Organism: Striga hermonthica
Lineage: Eukaryota; Viridiplantae; Streptophyta; Magnoliopsida; Lamiales; Orobanchaceae
Source: the annotation of a GenBank genome assembly
AUGGAGCCUAAAAAUCUUCUCUUCAUCUUCCUCACAGCCGUUCUCAUACUCCUCGUCGUCUCCAACCUCACUUCUCCGCCGUCCCACAAGGCGGAUCUUCUGGACCGUGCCGGCGGGCGCACCUCCAAGAAUGGCAUCCACCCCGAAACCCCUUUCCGCCACCGCAAACCCGCCAAUCCCACGCGCCUCCACUCCUCCGACGUGCCCCGCCACCCCCUGGACCCCCUUACCGUGACGGAGCUGAACACGGUCCGUGAUAUCAUACGAAAAGACGGCGUCUUGGGGAACAGAGCCCACGCGCUCCACUCGGUGGUCCUCGAGGAGCCGGACAAGCAGGUGGUGCUGGCGUGGGAGAAGGGAGACCCGCUACCUCCCAGGAAGGCCGCCGUCGUGGCCCGCGCCGGCGGCGCGUCGUACUUGCUGACUGUGGACCUGGGUUCUGGUGAAGUGAACCGCCGGGGAGAGAAAACCUUGUCCGGCUACCCGACUAUGACGAUGGAGGACAUGACCUCCGUGACGUGGGCCCCGCUGGCGAGCGCCGAUUUCAAUCGCACGGUGGUGGAACGCGGCGUGGAUUUGGGUGACCUUGCUUGCUUGCCCAUUUCAAGUGGAUGGUUUGGCAAAACUGAGGAAAAGAGAAGGCUAAUCAAGGUCCAAUGCUACACCAUGAAAGACACAGCCAACUUCUACAUGAGACCAAUAGAAGGCCUCACGGUCCUCGUCGACAUGGACACGAAACAGAGCUAUGCUGGGGAUAUAGGGUGGAGGCACUCGGAAAGCCCGAUAACCGGAUUGGAGAUACGAGAGGUGCGGCCGAAAGUGACGCUUGUGGUUAGGAUGGCAGCAUCAGUGGCCAACUACGACUACAUCGUCGAUUGGGAGUUUCAAACGGAUGGACUAAUUAGAAUCAAGGUCGGCCUAAGUGGAAUACUGAUGGUGAAAGGAACUCCCUAUUCCAACCUCGACCAGCUCAACCAACAAGAUAACCUGUACGGGACCCUCUUGUCCGAAAAUGUAGUCGGUGUUAUCCACGACCAUUACAUCACGUUCCAUCUCGACAUGGAUGUAGACGGCUCGGAUAAUUCGUUUGUCAAAGUCAACCUCCAGAGGGAGUACACAAAACCCGGGGAAUCCCCUAGAGUGAGCUACCUGAAAGCUGUGAGAAAUGUGGCCAAGACUGAAAAGGACGCGCAAAUUAAGCUCAAACUCUAUGACCCGUCCGAAUUCCACGUCAUCAACCCUAGGAAGAAAACACGAGUCGGGAACCCUGUCGGGUACAAGGUGGUCCCUGCCGGCACAGCUGCUAGCCUGCUCGACCCGAACGAUCCUCCACAAAAGCGAGGGGCUUUUACCAAUAACCAGAUUUGGGUCACUCCGUAUAAUAAAACCGAGCAAUGGGCUGGCGGCCUUUUCACGUACCAGAGCAAGGGUGAUGAUACUCUUGAAGUAUGGUCUAACAGGGAUCGAGAGAUUGAGAACAAGGAUAUCGUGGUGUGGUAUACUUUGGGAUUCCAUCACAUUCCGUGUCAGGAAGAUUUCCCGAUCAUGCCGACUGUGUCGUCGAGUUUCGAUCUGAAGCCGGUGAAUUUCUUUGAGAGGAAUCCCAUUCUUAGAGUUCCUCCAAAUGUUGAGAAUGAGCUGCCAAUUUGCAAGGCUGAUGCUUCAGCCUGA